This is a messenger RNA of Ricinus communis (castor bean), 801 nucleotides long. RefSeq lists its product as uncharacterized. The record is from RefSeq and is a predicted model, not a curated record. The transcript has a single exon. NCBI's taxonomy places the organism in Eukaryota, Viridiplantae, Streptophyta, Magnoliopsida, Malpighiales, Euphorbiaceae. Bases 82 to 411 code for a protein of 109 amino acids.
AUAUAUAAUCCUAAUUUAGAGGUCAAAACACAACUCGAAAACAUAGGAGAACCAUGUUUUUCUCUAUUGCCAUGGAAAUCCAUGAAUGAGAUAAAUGAUAAAUUAAGAAAGAUAUUAAUGUUGGAUGUGGAGAACCCCACAAAAAAAAAACAAAAAACAAAAAACAACAUGGAUUAUCAAAGUUUGGUUAAGAUGGCAAUAGUAAUGUUCUCUACAAUGUUGGUGGCAAGAGUAGCACUUGGACAAAAAAGAACAGCAAUUGCAGAGUGUAUAAGAGAAUGCAUGCCCAUAUGCAUGAAAUUGUACAAAUCAUUAUCUAUUUCUUGUGAAAGAGCUUGUAUUCAUGGGUGUGAACAAUUACAAGGUAAAGGAUCUCCAAGUAAUAUCAAGGAUUUAAGAGACAAUAAAUAAGAUCAAAGCCACUUUUAGUUGAUAAUAAUAAUAUAUAUAUAGAGAAAGAGGAAGGAAUGAUUAAACAGAAUGACUUUUUGUUGUAGGAAAGAAAAUUUUCUAAAUUCCUUUUCCUUUGUUAGUGUUAGUAAUUAUGAUCUUUCUUUCUUCUUCCCAUCUACAAGAUCUAUUUAUUAUCCUUUAGAAUAUUGGUAGGGUAUAUUUCCCACUUAGAGUUGCAUUGUAGUUUUUCUCCCUCUUAUUUAUUUGAGUAUUUUGUUCAUUAUAGCAAGAAUUUUAGACUUUAUGUGUUGUUUAUGUGAAUGAGUUACUAGUUGCAUGUAUAAUUUUAAUAAUUUUGUAAAUGAGUUGAGUUGCUCGUAAGUUAUUUGAAACUUGACUCGAUAUGUA